GCGCGGCGCUGCCCGGCGGGAGCCUCCCCGCCCCGCCCCGCCUCCGCGGCCGCCGCGGCUGUCACGGGGCGAGCGGGCCGCGCCGGGGCGGGGGCGGCGCUGCGCUGCGCGGAGCCCCGCGCCUUCCCCUCGGCGUGGCCGCCCGCCGCCACCGGGCCGCCGCCGCCGCCACCAUGUUCAGGCGGAUUUUGCAGCGGACUCCGGGCAGAGUUGGGUCUCAGAACUCUGAUUCGGAUUCAUCUGCUACACCAGGAAAUGCCGUGGACGUGAACAAUGAAGGCUCCUCUGAGGGCUUCAUCUGUCCACUAUGUAUGAAAGUGUGUAUAAAUCCUACUGAUCUGUCUGAACAUUACCAGAAUGAGCACUCUGGGACAGAAAGGAGAAGACAGGAGCUUCAUGACCUUCCAACCGUUACUGGCUUUAUUUGUCCUCUCUGUAUGAAGUCUCAUGGAUCAGCUGAGGAGCUGUUCAAGCACUAUGAAGCAGUUCAUGAUUCUGGCAUUGAUUCAACUCACGGAGGGGAAAGUCAUCUGUCACCGAACAGAGAUGAAGUAUCACUGCUCCGACAAGAAGUCCAGGACUUGCAAGCUUCACUGAAGGAAGAGAGAUGGUAUUCAGAAGAGCUGAAGAAAGAACUAGAGAAAUUGCAGGGGCAGCGGCAGCAAGAUUCUAAGUCUGAUGGAUUGACAACGGCUACAUCUGCAGAAUCAUUAGAACGUCAACUAGAAGAGAUCCAAGUAGAAAAUUUUAAUAUUAAGCAAAUGAAAGACUUAUUUGAGCAGAAAGCAGCACAACUAGCCACUGAAAUUGUGGAUCUUAAAGCAAAAUACGAUGAAGAAACCAGUCUUCGGGAAGGUGCAGAACAGAAAGUGACAAACCUGACACAAGAACUGCAGAAAGAGAGAAAUGCAGUAGAAGACUUAAAGACAGAACUGCUGCAAAGGCCUGGUCUGGAAGAUGUGGCUGUCCUGAAAAAGGAGCUGGUCCAAGUUCAGACACUGAUGGACAAAAUGACUUUGGAGCGUGAGAGGGAAUCUGACAAGCUGAAAGAUGAGUGCAAACACUUGCAGGCAGAACAGGCUAACUCAGAGGCUACCAUUAAUCAGUUAAGAGCUGAACUUGCCAAAGGACCUCAGGAGGUAGCUGUGUACGUUCAGGAGCUGCAAAAACUUCAAAGUUCAGUCAAAGAGCUAGAACAGAAAAACCAGAGUCUGACAGAGAAGCUGCUGAAGAAAGAACUGGAUUACACCCAGCUAGAGGAAAGACACAAUGAAGUAUCUGUGAGUAAAAAGAACGUGCAGGCAAGCUUUCAUCAGAAGGACCUGGACUGCCAACAGCUUCAGGCGAAGCUGUCUGCAUCUGAAGCAUCAAUGCAGAGAUUACAGACAGAGCUAGGUGAGAAGGCAGAAGCAAACCAAAAACUUAAAGAAGAAUUGUCAGAAGUAGAGACUAAGUACCAGCAUCUCAAGGCAGAAUGCAAACAGCUCCAGCAGCAGAGGGAGGAAAAAGAACAGCAUGGCCUGCAACUCCAGAGUGAGCUCAGUCAGUUGCACAAUAAACUUCUAGAGACAGAGCGCCAGCUAGGGGAAGCACAUGGUCGACUUAAGGAACAGAGACAACUCUCUAGUGAAAAACUGAUGGACAAAGAACAGCACGUGGCUGAUCUGCAAUUAAAACUUUCUCGUGCUGAAGAGCAGCUAAAGGAAAAAGUGGCAAAUUCCACUGAAUUACAGCAUCAGUUAGAUAAAGCAAAACAGCAGCACCAGGAACAGCAGACACUUCAGCAAAACACUACAGCAAAACUACGAGAAGCCCAGAAUGAUUUGGAGCAAGUACUACGACAAAUUGGAGAUAAGGACCAAAAAAUUCAAAAUCUUGAGGCCUUGCUUCAAAAGAGUAAGGAAAACAUCUCCUUGCUAGAAAAGGAAAGAGAGGACUUAUAUGCAAAAAUUCAAGCUGGUGAAGGAGAAACUGCAGUUCUUAACCAGCUACAAGAGAAAAAUCAUGCAUUGCAAAUACAGGUAACUCAGCUGACUGAGAAGCUGAAGAAUCAAUCAGAAAGUCAUAAACAAGCCCAAGAGAAUUUGCAUGAGCAAGUGCAAGAGCAAAAGGCACAUCUAAGAGCUGCUCAAGACCGUGUGCUCUCACUGGAAUCAAACAUCACUGAACUAAAUAGCCAGCUGAAUGAAAGCAAAGAGAAAGUAUCACAACUUGAUAUACAGGUAAAAGCAAAGACUGAACUGCUACUUUCAGCAGAGGCGUCAAAAGCUGCUCAGAGAGCAGAUCUUCAGAAUCAUCUGGACACUGCGCAACAUGCACUGCAGGAUAAACAACAGGAGUUAAAUAAGGUCAGCGUUCAGUUGGAUCAGGUUACAGCUAAGCUGAAUGACAAGCAGGAAUACUGUGCUCAGCUGGAAGCCAAUAUCAAAGAGUACAAAGAGCAACAUCUUAAUUUAGAACAGAAAACUGAAGAGCUAGAGGGACAGCUUAAGAAAUUUGAAGCUGACAUUCUUGAUACUAAAGCAAGCAAAGAACAAGCUCUUCAGGAGUUGCAGCAGCAGCGACAGCAGUGUACAGAAUUAGGCCUCCGAACAGCAGAACUGAGUAAACAACUUGAAGCAGAAAGAGAAAUGGUGUCUAGUGCUAAACUGGAGUUACAGAAGAAAUCUGAGGCCCUUGAACAAGCAAAAAAGCAAAUUUCAAAGCAAGAGGAAGAAAAGACCAGCCUCAAACAAGAUCUUGAGAAAUCAAAUCAAGAUACAAGUAAACAGCUCAAGGAAUUAGAUUGUAAAAUGCAAGCAGCAACAUCAGAGCUCCAACAAAUGAAAUUAGAGAAGGAUACUCUAUUAAAGGACCUUACGGUUACCAAAGAAAAGCUCUCAAAAAGUUCUGAAUCCUUUAGAAAAAGAAAGGAAGAAUUAGAAAAGGAAAUACAAAAAGGAAAAACAGCUGUGGCAGAAAUGGAAAAAUCUUGCCAAGAAGUAAAACACCAGCUCCAGGUACAAACAGAGUCUGUAGCUAAGGAAAGGAAUGAACUGAAAAACUCACUGGAAAAGAAGGAGGGGAUUUCUAAGCAAUUGUCGAUAGAACUUGAUUCAGCACGAGUGCAAGUAGUGGAAGUUCAGGGUCUUCUGAAAGAGAAAGAAAAAAGUGAGCAGCAUCUCCAGGGAAAGCUGAGAGAACUGAAGGAAUCCUUUGAACAGAAGAAAAGGCAUAGUGAAACACUGCAAGCUGAAUUAAAAACUGCCCUUUUAGAAAAGGCAGAGCUGGAGAAUAAACUACAACAGCAGACAAUUUUGUCAGCACAGGAGCUUAAAGCAGAGAAAGGAAAACUAGCAGACUUACAGAAGACCCAUGAAAAACAUCAGGAAAGCAUGGAAAAACUUCAGCUGGACCUUUAUGGGAAAGAGUCUGAGCUGCUGGCAACCAGACAAGACCUUAAGUCCACAGAAGAAAAACUUGCUCUGGCUCAAGAAGAAUUAGUUUCAAACAGAAAUCGAAUUGCUAGCAAUAACCAGCAGAUUCAGGAACUUAAGAAAGCGAAGUCUAUGCUGGAACAGGAUGCAUCAAAGAAGGAGCAACAGCUGGGUGAGAAGACCAAAAUGUUACAGGAUCUUCAGAAUGACAGGAUUUUGAAAGAAAAAGACUUGGCUAAUGAAAAAUGUAAAACAACAGAGCUCCAGGAAAUAAGGAGUAGACUUGAAAAAGAAAGUGCCAAGCUGAGUGAAGAGCUUAGAACCUGCAAGCAAGAAUUUGAGAAGGAGGUGACAAAUCUCAAGGAUGCAAAACAACUGUUGAUUCAACAGAAAUUAGAGCUGCAGGGCAAAGUAGAUAACAUGAAUUCAGCACUAGAACAGGAGAAAAAAACCCAACAAGCUAUCAAAGAUCAGCUGAAAAAGAGAGAAGAAGAACUGAAGAAAGAAUGUGCUGAAAUUGAAGCUAAACUGAACACAGAAAUAAAAGAAAAAGAAGAGGAGAACCGAAAACAUGAGGAAAAGGAGACCAAACUCACCAUGCAGGUCACAGCUCUGAAUGAAAACUUGGCUACCAUGAAGAAAGAGUGGCAGAGCAGUCAGAGGAGAGUGAGUGAGCUGGAGAAACAGACGGAUGAUUUACGUGGGGACAUAGCUGUCUUGGAAGCGACAGUGCAGAAUAAUCAGGAUGAGAGAAGAGCGCUACUGGAGAGGUGUAUAAAAAGUGAGGGAGAAAUUGAAAAGCUUCAAACCAAACUUGUAGAGAUGAAGAAAAAGCUGGACAACACUACUGCUGCAAUGCAGGAGCUAGGCCGAGAAAACCAGUCAUUACAGAUCAAACAUACCCAAGCUCUUAAUAGGAAAUGGGCAGAAGACAAUGAGGUACAGAAUUGUAUGGCCUGUGGGAAAGGCUUUUCGGUGACAGUGAGAAGGCAUCACUGUAGACAAUGUGGAAAUAUCUUUUGUGCUGAGUGCUCAGCAAAGAAUGCCUUAACUCCUUCUUCUAAGAAGCCUGUCCGGGUCUGCGAUACUUGCUUUAAUGACUUGCAAGGAUAACUGGCUUAUCUUGAGUGACGAGGAAAUGUUACACUAAAGUUUAGAAUUUCUGUUGAUGCACUUCAUUCAGCACUCAGACUACUAUUCAGUUUGGACAAUGAUUGUAACACUUGGCAAAAUUUAGUAUAUUUUAAAAUGUUUAUUGAUACCAAGUAAAACUAUUGUAUUUUUUGUGAGACAUGGGCUCAGAUCAUCCAUAGCUUAUUGCCAUUUAUCCUGGAAAGAGCUUCUAUGUCUAGAUUAGAAAUACCCAGUUAUUUGUAAAUAAAGUUUAAACAGAAGAGUAACAAUGUAUUUUUUUAUCUUUUUUUUGUUCAAGAGAAACAGCGUUUAUGUGAUAUUGCAGUUUAUUCUUGUUUCGUUCAAAGGAAAAGGAAGAUGCAAAAAUCUGUGAGGAUUUUGUGUAUCAAAUGUUGCUGUAAUGGCAUAACUAAUUGUCGCAUCUGAUUGCAUAUCUGAUGUUCUUUAUAAUCCCUUGUGAUUUUGUUUUCUUUCUUUCUCUCUUGUUCUUGGACUUUCUCGCUAAAGUUCAACUCCACAAUGAGGGUAAACAGCCGGACUCGCCUCCAACUCAGAGUUUUGUCUGCCAACUUAGAACUUGUUGCAGUGUCAGCACCUGCGUCCUUACCCAACUACAGCACCUGGAUAUUGGAAUAUCUGUACGCAUACUGUACUGCAUAGUUUCUUUGCGUGUGUGAGAGAAUAGGUGUGAACAAAUGCUGAGAGCAAGUUUAGCUGGCAUUGUAGGAAUAUUAUAUCAAGCUCUCUCGUGUUGAUUGAUUUCACUCUUUUACGUAUUUGAUAAAUGGAAUUUAAUAGUCCAGAAAUCCUCAUAUAUGAGUCUUAAAAAGCAAAUAAACAAUACUCAUAGUAGCCUGUACCUCAUCUAUCCCCCUGCCUGUGCUCUGGAAGCCCAAAGAAGUCUUAUUUUUCUAAGGGACAUGUAGAAAUUGUAUGCUAGUCAGCAUACUAAAACUUUGAGACUGCUGCAAUUUUUCUGACCUCUGCUUCCAUCCCUCCAUCCAGCUUUUGCUGGAAGAAGUUGAAUUCAUACUACCCCUAACAAACCUGAUUUUUCUGCUGCUCCAUCUGAACUUGUGUUGCUGAACUUUUGCUAGCAGGGGGUCUUAAUUGGUGUUAGUUCUGCGAUUUAGUCUGCUCAGAACGGUAGUGUGAAUCUCCUGCUACUGGCUUAGUUAUAAGCCAAACAGUUCUAAUUAAGAGGUCUACAUAUAUGUCUUUAGAUGUUUGUUCAUAUUUUCUUCUCUGUUCUUGAAACAGAGUUUUUUUGCAGAGUUCAUCCAAACCUCUUUUUGUGAUUUAGUUGCACCUGUUUUUCCCUGCCUACCUGUCUCUAACUUUUUCUCUGUUUGAAAUAGCUGUCUGGUACCACAAAACCAUUAGGGUUACUUUUUCUGAGUUGGGGUUACUCCUUCAAAUAGUAAGGGAUCCUUUGUCUUGAAAAUCCUAAUAAACCCCCCACAACCCAGAACCUUCUCUGUCUUAGGAUAUUGUGCCAAUUGCUCAAAGAGAGGGACUGUAGCCUGAAAUCCUCUACUUCUUGACCAAGUUAAGGAAACAAAUUCUGUUACCGUGCUGGAAGCUUAGCCAUCUUUAGGCAGGUUAGUUUGCUUUUAUCUGUCAGCAGCUCUCUGUGUGAAUAGAGAGAGGAGUGUCUUUUAUGAAAGAUAUCUAGCCCUGACUGACUCCCAAGUGAAAAGAUUACUUCUCUUCCCCAGACGUAGUGAUCUGUAUGCUUCACAUCCCUUCCUAGUUUUCUUGUAUAAUUAUAAAUUUGCAUCCAUUUUUCUUCCUUGAAGAGAAGUUCUCUGUAAAUUACAUUUGUAUGUUUGAAAAGCCAGCUGAAGCGCAAAGUGCGUAGCUGGUUUUUCUAGCUGUGGAAAGACUUGGAACGCAAGCAGGGUUUAUAUAAAAUACUUACCAGCAUUUCUGGUUCAGAUAUAGACUUGAGAAUUGCUUCCUCUAAAGAAAUAAUUGUUCAAAGAACUCCAUAUGAACAGAGCCCCUGGACUCAUUUUUUCUCUUGGUCAGUGUAAGUGUUAAGUUAAGAAUUCUUUGAAUAGAGAAUGUGGGCAGAAUCUCUGCCUCUGGAAUUUUUAUUUUAUUUUUUUAAGAGAACCCAGAGAGAUUGCUUUCGAGCCUUCCUUUGUAUUACACGUGACUUUAGAAAACUGUGAAAGGUGAAGAUGUCAUGCUCUUGCUCCAGAUAUGCUCUGUCCUGUUGUGUAACACAGAUGCUAGUGCUGCCUUGAGGGUGAAGGACAAUCACAUGGAGCAGAAGGGAUUUUAAGAGGGAAGAGAGAACCAUAUCCAUGAUUACAUGAAGGGCAAAAUGCAUGGAGCAGAGGAAGCUGGAAGUCUCUCAGGGAGACUAAGGGAAAUGGUUAAAAGAUUCACUUGCGUUCAGGCAAUGUACCAUUGAUUUGAAAUGUUUGCAAGCUGAGGAGAAAGCUCUGUACUAAAGAGGAAACGGUGGAAGCUUAAGUAGAGUUGUUCUUAAUUCUGCCUUUUGAGAUGCCUUAUUAAGUCUGUGUGAUGGCAGGCAAAGUCAUCUCACUUAGCUGGUGGCUGAAACAGUGUGGUUGGUUGGCUGCAAAACAACUCUCAGUCUGGAGCUCUCACCUUCAGUGGCAAAGCCAGCUUGAUUUCUGAAGGUUGUUUUUUGCUUACCAGUUUAGAAGACCAGCUUUUUGAAGGAAUGAAAAUGCUUUUACAAUGCAUGUUUAUAGAAAGAAGGGUUAUUAAAACAAGGAGGAACAGUGUUGGGGUAGAAGCUUUCAUCCUUGGAAGUUUGAGUCUGCAGCAAUAGUUGGAGAGUUCUGCAGCUUUUCACUUGAGUAAAUUUAUGACUCCAUUGCUAAAUCUUAUGCUCCUUCCUUUGUGCUCAUGAUUCUUCAUGCUGCUCUGUAUUCAUUGACAAGUUGGUGGUAUAAUAGGCCAUAUAAUGCUCUCAGCCUGUCUGCCAGGUUAAAAGCUGUGCUCACGUUCAGUAAAAUGACCCAUGAGAUGCAUAAAAAGGGAAACUGGAAGGAGAAAAGCUUUGUUAUAAUUCUGCCUGCAGAUUCUGAAUGUUUUGAUGGGCUGUCUUCAUGGACAGAUUGUCAGUGGGAAUGUGGUUGAUUGUUGCAUUGCUUUAAAAAAAGUAAAUAAAAGAAAAACCUAGUAAAAAGUCUGGUUGAUUUUACCACACUGAGUUAAAGGAUUCCAGGCAAAAUAGUCUAAUAUACUGAUCUGUAGGUUGCAAAACCAGAAACAGAGGAAAAAACUAAUAAAAUGGCAGAAGAGACUAGAACCUUGGGAACAAGAGAAAGUUUGGGGAUGUGUUUUAACAAUCUAAGCAGCAAGAACCAGACUGUUCUGAUUCACUGAGGGAAAAGUCAUUGUAGAGCAAGAGGCAGAGAAAAAUGGUAAAACCACUGGUCGAACCAGUGGGUAUGUAGGCUUUUCAAGCUGCUUUUAUGAUUACUAGCCAUUACUGUGGCAUCAGGAAUGGGACACUGAAGUGUGGGAUUUGUUAUUGCAACUGUGGAUUCAGAAUUGUGUCAGAAUUGCUGAGAAAGCAGAAUGUGAGAGACUGCUGCUACGUGGACUGAGGCAAACUGCAGAGGCCAUCGGAACAGUGUGAGGGAUAUUCUUGUUGGGGGGCUCUUCUUGGAGAUAUUGGAUCUCUUAGUCAAAGAGGCAUGAUGUCCUUGGUUGUUGCUUCCAAAAUGCUAAAUCCUGUUGUUUUACUCCUGCCUCAUGUAGGUAAUAUGUACUGCUGUACUGCAAUUCCUAUGGAGGCACGUAGCAUUGCAGAGCUGAGUGGUGGGCUUCCAAUCUUAGCUGGAUAUGCUUCACUGUUAUUUCAUCUCCCCUUAUAUUCCUUCCCUUCUAAAAUCUUCCCCUUUGUGCAAAGGCUGAAGAAAGAGCAUAAAAUUGAGUCACAAUGAGAAAAGUUGCUGCCUGCAAAGAGCCAAAAGAAAUGUUCGGCUGUAGUUUCCAACAGAGGCAAGAGGCUGUGGGUUUAGAGGGAGCUCAUUUUUCAGCUGGCUUCACUCUCUGGCACUAGAGUCUGACUGUAGGGCACAAUGUGGGCUUUUUUUUCUCUGUUUUUUGGAAGGUAAGGAGUAACCAAGUUGUCUUGGACUGUGGAGCAUCAGGUACACAAGAACAAUGAAUAACCACUUUUGUUGCUUGUGAGGUGACUAGGGUUAUUUAUGAAUCCUUACUGGAAAACCUUUCCUAGUGAAGCAGGAAGGGGUUUGGGAGCAGAAGUGUGAAGUAAGCUUGCCAUGUUUGUAUUACAUUAGCAAGAAGGAUCGAGGCUCAUAUACUAGAUUUAAGAAAGAAGUGCCCUUCCUAAAGAAUAGGGGAACUGGAAAACUCAAAUACUUUUCUAGACUUAAAUGUCAGUUAAAAGCAAAGUGUUAGCAAAUGCUUUUUGCAAAACUUAAAAAUUUAUGACCAGUACUUGGUGGCUGACAGAAAACUGCUGGAGCUUAAGUUCAAACAGAACAUAAACUACGUCAAGAAGACCAAGCAAAGCCUCUGGAAUGAUGCUAUGGUUUGAAUAUGUUGAAGCUGAUAAAUUACUCCUCCAAAUGCCUCCCCUCCCACUUUCAUAUAUCCCUGGAGGACUAGGAAACAACACUGUCAUUUGCACUGUGCACUUUUUGCUGUCUAACAUAACUGAAUAUGAUCUACAGCUGGUGGAAUGGCAUUGUAUGUAUUAGCUGUAAUCAUUAGACAGAAGGUUUAUCUUUGGCUGAACUUCUCACUGAAUUACAUCUGUCCCCUCAUAAUUCCUUUGUACCAAAAAUGAGAUCAUCAUCUGAGAGCACAUGUAACAACAGAAUUCAUGUAGUCAUGCACAUGUUGUCUUUGUGGAGCUUCAUUUUAAGAUUUGAAAUAGAGUAUGUGAAUUGUGUGUAUUUUCAAAGUUCUUGCCAGUUGUCCAGUUUUAAAGUUUUGAAGUCUUGACCUCAGCAUCUCUUCCAGGAUAAGUUUAAAAUUAAUGUCCAACCACGGUGUUUCUCCAGAAACAAUAAAUGAUUUACUUUUCAAAAACAGCAAUAAUUGGGUAGUAAAAUCUCUCCUCAGAAACUCGUUUUUGGGGUAUCUUUUUCAUUUUAAGGAGCACUGAAUAAAGGGGUAUGUGUGUCUCUAGAGAAAAAAAUUAGAUGCCACUUCAGAUCACGAUAGUGAAGAGAAUAGGUACUAGUUAGCGUAAUAAACUGCCUUUGUCUGUAGCACACCACAUACUAUGCACUCACUGUGCAGCAGGUACAGGAGUAUCUGCUCACUGGGAUAGGUAAAGUACAUUUGAAGAUUACUGAAACCCUACUAACCCUUUUGGUACAACAUUGCUAAGAAAGCAGAAGCCUGGUGGGGGUAUUUUCCAUUUUUUUUCUUCCCCCCUACAAUCUUAAAUUAAAAACAAAUUCAUCUUUACUUCCUGCCUUUUUUGGGUGGAGAGGUCUAGGAAGAGUGGCAUACAGAGAACAUAUUCAUGGUUAUAAGUCAACGGGCCAGUACUGGCAGGUCCAGGCUCCUGCUGUUGGCUUUGCUGCAGAGUACUCUGUUAUAUCACGCUAAAUCCCAAUUCCUGGCACAAAAGGGAUGUUUAAAAGAAUUUCUCACUGGGUUAGCAAAUACCAGAACUUUUUAUAGUAAUGCGUCCAAAAUGCUGCUUGUAUAGGAUUUGUCACUUUUGUAAGAAAAGAAAAAAAAUUACAAAAAAACAUACAACCCCACCAUUUGAUGCCGUUACAUACAAUUCUGUUUAAACUACCUCUCAGUGUGAAAUUCAACCAUUAGGUAAUUUUAAUAGGGUCUGCUCACUGUCAUGUUAUGUAAAAGUUAUAGUGAAUGCCAAAUUGCAAAUCUUUAUCACCAAAAAGAAAAAAGUUAAGUCUUUUUGUAUGUAUUUGAAAGUAUGCAAUAGUUUCAAGUUAUUGUAAACUCUGUAUUCUUUUAACCUCUGUAGUUUCAGUCCUGCAAACCCUAGCUGCUGGGCAGGAAAUAAAUCGUAACCACAAGCUUUCAUAAUCAUGGUCCGCUGGGUAACAAUUUUACAUGCAGCUUUGUCAUUUGGCUAUAGAAAGCCUCACUCACCAAAUGAACCAUUAAUUUAGUCUUUUUUAAAAAUAUUUCUUCAGUUCUCAAGAUGUGAACUUGAUGAAUGGGUAUUCUGUAAUGGAUGCGUGCCACAAAUUACAUUGUCUUGUUUGCCUCCUUUCUGAAUUUUAAUGAUCAGUUUAUUAUUGCAGAUGUGAAUAUUGCGCAUACAACUUAUUUUCUGUAUAAUUGUAUAAAUAUAUAAAUGGAGAAAGUUUUAAGUUCUUACCCAGUAUUUAGAGAUAAUGUAUUAUAAUAGCCUUAUGAUGUGGUUUUACCUACAGAAUACUGCACUUCUUUUAAACUGGAUCAUACCAUCUUGAUAGGGGUAGAUAGAUUUUUGCAUGAGUAUGUUUGUUUGGUUUUGUUUUUUACAUGAAGUUUGAUUCUUUAAGUCCUAUUUUCAAUGUUUGUGUUUAGUACUUGUGAUCAUGUAGUUGUGCCUUACAUUGUGAAAGAGCUUAGUCCAGUGUGCACUGUAAUUCCUAAACUCUGCAGUUUGGAAGGUGGCUGUGGAUUUGGACAAGAAAAUGACAUCAUGCAUCAACCAGUUCUGUAUAAAGAAUGAUAAUGUUAUUGAAAUGUAAUUUUUGUUUUCUAAUCUGUUAAAGGUAUGAUGAAUGACAAUAAAAAUGUUAGACCUUUCUAAUA
Messenger RNA from Dromaius novaehollandiae (emu), 11300 nucleotides. It is a transcript of the gene EEA1, whose product is annotated as early endosome antigen 1. The coding region runs from base 174 to 4529 and encodes 1451 amino acids. Gene Ontology annotation, molecular function: 1-phosphatidylinositol binding; metal ion binding. The record is from RefSeq and is a predicted model, not a curated record. The transcript has 30 exons. NCBI's taxonomy places the organism in Eukaryota, Metazoa, Chordata, Aves, Casuariiformes, Dromaiidae. Gene Ontology annotation, cellular component: early endosome. Gene Ontology annotation, biological process: endocytosis.